GGCCAUGUCGAGGCGUUUCUCGCUCGACAGAUCGUAGCCAAGUAACAAACUACGACUUCUCAUCAUCUCCAAACGACAGCCGCUCCCUACAGCACCAACGCGCCAAUGGACGAGGGCAAGCAAGUCUGGUUCAACACGGGAGGAGAGUACCUUCUGUAUGGCACUGUGUUGGUGUCACGAGGAGAACUGCUGACCGUCAAGGCAGAAGAGGAUGGAAAUGAACAUACAGUUGAAUUGAGGAAGACGAGGCCAGUGGCUGAGGUAGACCCACCGACAGGAGUGGAGGACAUGAUUCAGCUAAGUGAUCUGCAUCAAGGCUCGUUGUUGAGAAACAUCAGAAAACGCUACACAUCUAAACUAAUCUACACCUACACAGGCAGCAUUCUUAUUGCUGUAAAUCCCUACAAGCUGUUUGAUAUCUACAACCUCAACAUGGUUCGACGGUAUGAAGGACAACUGAUCGGCAAGCUGCCACCUCACAUAUUUGCUGUCGGAAGUUCAGCGUAUGCGAACAUGUUGAAGGCAAGGGAAGAUCAAUGUGUAGUGAUUAGUGGUGAAAGUGGGGCCGGCAAGACAGAGUCCACAAAGCUUAUCAUGCAGUACCUGGCUGCAGUCAAUCGAGCUCCAAGUAACUUGACAACCGAGCAAAUUCUCGAGGCCAAUCCAUUGUUGGAAUCAUUUGGAAAUGCGAAGACAGUGAGGAAUGAUAAUUCGAGUCGAUUUGGAAAGUAUCUGGAGAUUAACUUUGAUCGAAGAGGUGUGAUUGUCAGUGCAAAAGCGACUGAAUAUUUACUUGAGAAGUCUCGUAUUAUUUAUCAGGCAAAUGAUGAACGCAAUUAUCACAUCUUCUAUGAGAUGCUGAAGGGAUUAACAACCGAAGAGAAACAGAAAUAUGGCCUGUUGACGGCAGACGACUAUUUCUAUCUCAACCAAGGUGGUGCUUGUCAUCUUCAAAGCAAAGAUGAUGAUGCCGACUUUGGUCGGCUUGUUGCAAGCACAGAAGUGCUUGGAUUCUCUCACGGUGAGAAGGAUGCAAUCUUUAGGAUUCUAGCUGCUGUUCUGCAUUUGGGAAAUCUCUGCUUUAGCAUGGAAGUGAAGAGUGGCCAAGAUGCAUCAGUUGUCGACUCUGAGAAUGAGUUACGUGCAGUUGGUGCUCUCCUUAUGACUCCAGUUGAUGGAUUACGUUUGUCACUGACACACAAAUUGACUGAAACUCGUGGUGAACGAUUUAGGACGCCACUGAACAUUGAGAGGGCGCUGGACACGAGAGAUGCUCUUGCUAAGUCUCUUUAUUCUAAGUUGUUUGCAUGGCUGGUUAAGCGGGUCAAUUUGAUUAUUGACAAACAGAAGAAAGUGACGUCUAUUGCUGUCUUGGAUAUCUUUGGCUUUGAGGAUUUCAAGUUGAACAGUUUUGAACAGUUGUGCAUCAACUAUGCUAACGAGAAUCUUCAAUUCUACUUCAAUCAGCACAUAUUCAAACUCGAGCAGGAGGAAUAUAGUCGGGAGGAGAUCAGCUGGGAAACCAUUGAAUUCAAUGACAAUCAACCCUGUCUUGAUCUCAUUGCAAGAAAACCACUCGGAGUUCUCCACAUUCUUGAUGACGAGAGCAACUUCCCAAAGGCUACUGAUCAAUCGUUUCUUGACAAGCUGCUACAGCAGCAUGCAAAGAACAAGUACUUUGAUGGUCCAAAGACCAAGCAGCCAGUGUUUGCAGUUCACCAUUAUGCGGGCACAGUUUGGUAUACGGUUUCGAUGUUUCUGGACAAAAACAGAGAUAUUCUACGUUCUGAUCUUAUUGAGUUACUCAACAGCAGCUCAUCACAGUUUGUCUCUUCUCUCUUUGCUGAAGACUACAUGUUCGGCAUGUCAUCUGGAGCGAGGAAAAAGAAGACUCCAACAGUGGCAGCAAAGUUUCAUCAGUCUUUAUCAGAACUGAUCAGUGCCAUGCAAAGUUGUCACCCAUUCUUUGUUCGUUGCAUUAAACCUAAUGCUAACAAGGCUCCUAUGGUAUUUGAGAACAAACUGGUUUUGGAUCAGUUGCGAUACUCUGGGAUGCUGGAAACAAUUCGUAUUCGAAGAGCCGGUUUUCCUGUACGGUUGAAAUUUUCUGUUUUUGCUAGAAGAUAUCAAUGUCUAGUGGAAGGUCUUCCUGUGAAUGCUGUUGAUGAUCGAGGCGCCUGCAUUCGUAUCAUUCAAAAACUCGAUUCUAAAAUCAAGUCUGCAUAUCAACUGGGAUUGACAAAGGUCUUCUUGAGAGAGACAGCGGAGCAAAGGCUUGAAGAGGCUCGAGCGAUUAGACUUCGUGGUGCUGCAGUGCUCAUACAGAAACGGGUUCGAGGCUACCUUGCACGAAUGCAAUACCUCAAAUUGAGGCAAGCCGUGAUAGUCAUUCAGAGGUACAUAGCAACAUGGCUGGCAAGAACUCACUACAUCCAGAUGAGACAACGAGUAAUCCGGGUGCAAUCUUACGUUCGAAUGCAUCAGCAGCGCAAGCGCUACGUUACUAUACGUGAUGCUCAUCGCCGAGAACAAGAGGAACUCAAGAGGAUGAGAGAGGAGGAGGAAGCGAGACGAAAGGCUUUCGAAGAGAGUUCGAGAAUGAUUCACAGUCCGCACAUCAUGCCUGAGCCUGCAGGCCCCAUGCUGGAUGUAACAAGUCUGGAGAUACCAACCGAACUGGCUUUGAUAUUAGACUCAAUAGCAAGAGGCUGGCGGCAUCAACACAUGGAGCGAGGUCUCAUUGCUGUUCGAGAUCAAUACGAGCCAGAUUCAUUUGCAACAGCCAAGUUGCCAGAUGACGUCGAUUCACAUGCAUUCUCGAAAUUUGCUGGAGCCUUCUUUCAGGAGGGCCACACUUGGGGAUUCCAGCAGCGGCCACUAUCUCAACCAUUAACCAAACUCUCAUCUGAAAAGCUGCAGCUCGAGGCUGUAGCCAUUUUCAAAAUGAUUAUGAGGUUCAUUGGUGAUCCUGCGGUGAGUGGGCCACAGGAAGUUGCCAUUGGAAAUUACAUCAUUCAGAAGGGCAUCGCAUAUCCAGAACUGAGAGAUGAAAUUUACUCUCAGUUGGCAUGUCAAACGUGCAGCAGUAAUGACGAGGGCAGCGAACGAGGGUGGCUGCUGAUGGCGUUGUGUCUUUGUGUGUUUUUGCCUUCGCCGGUGCUUUACAAAUAUCUGCUGAACUAUGUUUCUGGCUGUGGAAUGAACGGCUACAACGGUUUCUGUCAACGACGAUUGCUGCGUUGUGUUAUCUCUCUAAGUGACAUUUUUCGUUCCCACCCUCCAUGCAUGCUCGAAUGGAAAGCAUGCAGGAGCUUUUCAACAAUGGUUCUUCCUUUCGCUUUUGCCGACGAUGUAAAACUGUGGGCUGUUGUUGAUUCGUGGACGACUGCUGAAGAGAUGGCCACUUGUUUGUUGCGUCAACGAGGCAUUGAGGUCGGCCAUAGUGGAUGGACGAUUGUACUUCUUGAAGAAACGGAACGACAUGAGCUGUGUGGGUGUGACUUUGUGUUGGAUCUGUUGGCAGAGUUGGAGGUGCCACCUGAUUUUCCAUGUUCACCGUCACCAGGAUUCUCUACUAGAGCGUAUGGUGGUGUACAAUCGGGUGCAAAGUAUAUGGCAGCUAUGAGGGGUGACUCACCACUAUUGGGUCGUCGUUCCUACCGAUCACGACAACAAGUUAGCAACAGCCAAUCAACGAAUCGAGAUCAAAUGGAGCAACUAAUGGCCGGACGUCGAAAACGACCCGCACUACACACACACCAGAAUUUCUCUCUCUUUACUCCUCCUUCUGUCGUCCAGCCUGUUCGCGAAUCAAAGAAAGAAGGCGGACGUCGCUCUGUAACUGACUUUUUGGACAGUCUAUUUGAACCUGUGCUGUCAGACAGCCUUGAAGACCUGACCAAUCCUUCUUUACUGCAGACUAAGCUAAAAGGCCGGGGAGGUAUGCCACCUCCUCCUUCGCCUCCACCUCCUCCUUCGCCUCCCAAUCCAGGAGGUCAGAAGAAACUCAUCGGUGCUAUUCCUCUGGCACUGUAG
Corticium candelabrum is the source of this 4035-nucleotide messenger RNA. RefSeq names its product unconventional myosin-XV-like. Gene Ontology annotation, cellular component: myosin complex; cytoskeleton. Gene Ontology annotation, molecular function: cytoskeletal motor activity; ATP binding; protein binding. The coding region runs from base 106 to 4035 and encodes 1309 amino acids. The transcript is spliced from 29 exons. Lineage: Eukaryota; Metazoa; Porifera; Homoscleromorpha; Homosclerophorida; Plakinidae. The record is from RefSeq and is a predicted model, not a curated record.